CAGCUGCAGUUGUUGAACAGCAGAGAGUAAACUGCAGUGAAACUCAAACGCGCGCGCGCGCCCCGGACCCGCUCGCGCGUCUGUUGAACGGGCGGCUCCUCGAGCACGAGCUGACCCUCGCAGAGUUCGCUGAUAUGGGAACUUUCCGCCUCAGAUGAUUAUCUGUAGUUUACAGACUCUGGAAAUUGGUUGAACUUCCUGGCGGACUCGAGUCUCAGCUUUGGGUUUUGACGGUCUCCGCACAGUCGACGCGGAAUCAUGGCAGUGAUUUCAGGGUUCAUCUUUCUGUGCAUGCUCCAAGCUGCAGCCCCUCAAGGUCUGAGCCCUCGCGGACCCAGACCGAUACCAGGGCGAGGUGACAGUCCACAACCGACUCCACCUCCACUCCAGCCUUUGCUACCAGGAGAUAAAGAUUGUGAGCCCGGGAUCAUUGACUGUCCCAUCAAGGUGUUUUUCACAAUCGACACAUCAGAGACCAUCGCCUUGCAGGAGUCCCCACCUGGGAUCCUGGUGGACAACGUGAAGGAGUUCACCAAGAUCUUUGCCGAGAGGCUGAUAGAUGAUGAAUACAAGGGCCAGGUCCUGAUCCGCUGGUCCAUAGGAGGCCUGAACUUCUCGCAGACGCAGUGGGUGUUCAGCCAGUUCACAACCAAGGAGAACUUCAUCAGGAAUCUCGGUCAGAUUGUAUACAAAGGCAAAGGCACCUUCACCGACUGCGCCCUCAAAAACAUGACCUACCAAAUGACCCACCACUACCCAGAGAUGGAGGCCGUCCUCUUUUCUGUGGUCAUCACCGAUGGGCAUGUGACAGGAAGUCCAUGUGGAGGGAUAAAGGCGAUGGCAGAGAAGGCCCGGGAGCGAGGGAUCCACAUUUUCUCAGUGGCAGCGUCCAGGAGCAUCGAUGAAAUAGGGAUGAGGGAGAUCGCAGGCUCUCCCUCUGAGCUGUACCGCGAUGACUACAUUGCUGUGGAGAUCGUUGACGGGCGACCAAAAAUAAAGACAGAUUCCAUCGAUCGAAUCAUAAAAGCCAUGAAAUAUCAAGCUUAUUUACAGUGUUAUAAGUUUAAAUGCUUUGAAACACCUGGGAACCCUGGACCAAAAGGGGCUCGCGGUUCAAAAGGUAUGAAAGGAGACAGAGGAUAUAUUGGGCCAAAAGGUGACAGGGGUAAAGAGGGUGAUCCUGGCAUUGAAGGUCCAAUCGGACGACCUGGUCCAAAGGGAGAGCCUGGUUGGAAAGGCGACAAGGGUGAAAUCGGAGCAAGUGGAGCAAAGGGUGUGGCAGGUGUUCCUGGCAUGAAUGGAACUGACGGUCAAAAGGGCAAAAUUGGCCGAAUUGGAGCUCCCGGUUGCAAAGGUGAUCCAGGUGACAGGGGACCAGAUGGCCACCAUGGAGACGUUGGUGACACAGGGCCACCUGGUGACAAGGGAGAAAAGGGUGACUCAGGUCUCCCUGGAAAGUCGGGUCCUCCUGGCCCUCUGGGUAAUGAAGGACCAAAGGGUGAACAAGGAUAUGCUGGAAAUCCAGGGCCACCCGGAAACCAGGGAUCCCCGGGUCUUCCUGGCUUAGCUGGACCAAAAGGCGAAAGGGGAAGGAGAGGAGACUUUGGAGCGAAGGGAGCACAAGGACCAGAUGGGCCAAAAGGAGAGAAAGGAGAACGUGGGCCACUGGGAGGCAGAGGUCGGCCCGGAGAAGAUGGACUCAAGGGCGCAAAGGGAGACCAAGGACUACCAGGACUGAGGGGUCAGCCAGGAGAACCAGGGGGCCCUGGAGGAAAUGGCACCAUGGGAAAUCCUGGAGAUCCUGGACCAAGGGGAGACUCUGGGAUCCCUGGACCAAAGGGUGACCAGGGAAGACCGGGAUUCAGCUAUCCUGGACCGAGAGGACCCACUGGAGACAGAGGUGAUCCAGGUAGAAGAGGGCCCAGGGGGGGCAGAGGUGAAUGUGGCGCUAAAGGAGAACCUGGAGCAAAGGGGCCCAUUGGAGUGCCUGGGGAACCAGGUCAGUCGGGUGAGCCAGGAGAGAGAGGACCCAGAGGUGACCCUGGAUCUGAUGGGGAUGUAGGACCAGUGGGCGAUCCUGGGCUCACUGACUGUGAUGUCAUGUCUUACAUCAGGGAGACGUGUGGUUGUUGUGACUGUGAGAGGCGCUGUGGAGCAAUGGACAUUGUGUUUGUAAUUGAUAGCUCAGAGAGUGUCGGGCUGACAAACUUUACCCUGGAGAAGGACUUUGUCAUUAACACCAUCAACAGGCUGGGAUCAAUGGCCGACGACCCUGCGUCACCCACCGGAACAAGGGUCGGAGUUGUACAAUUCAGUCACAACGGGACCUUUGAGGCCAUUCGUCUCGAUGACCCGAACAUAAACUCCAUGUCUGCCUUCAAAACGGCAGUGAAGAACCUGCAGUGGAUCGCUGGGGGCACCUUCACACCCUCAGCCCUAAAGUUCGCUUAUGACAACCUCAUCCGGGACAGCAAGAGAGCCCGAGCCCGAGUAUCUGUGGUGGUGAUCACAGACGGCCGCUUUGACCCGCGUGAUGAUGAGGAUCUGCUCAAUUACCUUUGCUACGAUGACAACGUGGUGGUGAACGCCAUUGGGGUUGGUGAUAUGUUUAAAAAAAAACAGGAUGAUGAAAUCCUGAAGUCGAUAGCGUGCGGCAAAGGACGUGUCGACGAGAUGAAGCGUUACGUUGACCUGUUGGCUGACGACUUCAUAAAAUCGAUGGAGACUGUCCUCUGUCCUGAGCCGGUGAUUGUAUGUCCUGAUCUCCCCUGUAAAAGUGAACCUGAUGUAGCGCCAUGUGUCCAGCGGCCGGUGGAUUUGGUAUUUCUACUAGAUGGUUCAGAGCGCCUCGGGUUGAACAACUUCCGGCACGUCCGGGAAUUUGUGCAGAAGGUGGCAGACAGACUGGGACUGGCCCGGAGCAGGACUGAUCGUAUGCGAGCCCGCUUGGCACUGAUAGAGUUCGGCAAGGAGAACGAGAACCACUUGGCCUUCCCUCUCACACACGACCCCGCUGUCAUCGCUGACGGUAUAGCUCGCUUACCUUAUCUGGAUUCUUCUUCCAGCGUGGGGCCUGCCAUCAUCCACACCAUCGACAACGUCUUGGGCAGAGGAAAUGCUCGCCAGACGAGACGCAAUGCAGAAGUUUCAUUUGUUUUCAUCACAGACGGUGUCACUGACAACAAAAACCUGGAGGAGGCGGUCAGUGCCAUGCGCGGGGCACAGGCCGUCUCCACAGUGAUAGCCACAGGAAGUGACGUUGACCAAGAAGUCCUAACGAAGCUGGCCAUGGGCGACCAGGACGCCAUCUUUAAAGUAAAUGACGCCUCUGGUCUGUCCCAAUACAGUUUGUUUGACCGUUUCAUCCAGUGGGUAUGUUGAAGAGACAACACAUGGACAUGAACAUCAUACUCGUGCUACUGCUGUUAAUCUAACAUUUUAAACAUGAGAUACUGGUUUACCAGAAUUCCACUAUGCACUGUGCAACUUGCAAAUGACAUCACAGCAUUGUGCUACAUUUGUCAGGAAAACUAUAUUCAUCUUCCAUAUUUUAUUACACAAAAAGUACAAGUCACUCAUUCUUUUUCCGCCACUAAGCUUUACUGAUUUCAGAUAAUAAACCUGCAGUUUGCUGGAAACUGCAAUGCUGUCUUCUCUGAAGUCACAACGAGUUUCUAGUGCAAAUAAAUCGUGAGAUUUUAAGAACUCACUGUAUUCAGCAUUACUGAAAAUUACCAUGGAAUUAGAACAAGAGAUUCACAAAAAUAAAACACUGACAUUUCAAACAAAACAUCUGAAGUCUUCUAGAGGACUAGAGUACUUGCAAUAGUUUUUGUGAAUUAUAUAGAAAAGCAUAAUCUUGUAUACAGUACUGGUGUAAAAUUAGUUAAGUCAAACAUUUGGUCUGUGGAGUAUGCGUGCAGUUACUGAGUAUCACCAGUUACAAGUUUCAGGGGUCUCCAAGUGGGAGGCAGAACAAUGGACGGCUGAAUUGGUUUGGACUGGCUGGGCUGAAUGACUACAUUCUUCUCAUUUCUCUGCAUGUCCACUGCAGACGCUCCCAUUGCCUCCU
Messenger RNA from Chelmon rostratus (copperband butterflyfish), 4072 nucleotides. Its product is annotated as collagen alpha-2(VI) chain-like. The coding region runs from base 259 to 3381 and encodes 1040 amino acids. The record is from RefSeq and is a predicted model, not a curated record. Lineage: Eukaryota; Metazoa; Chordata; Actinopteri; Chaetodontiformes; Chaetodontidae. The transcript is spliced from 28 exons.